This is a messenger RNA of Rhopilema esculentum, 3412 nucleotides long. Its product is annotated as double-strand-break repair protein rad21 homolog. Gene Ontology annotation, molecular function: protein binding; chromatin binding. Gene Ontology annotation, cellular component: cohesin complex. Gene Ontology annotation, biological process: sister chromatid cohesion; replication-born double-strand break repair via sister chromatid exchange. The record is from RefSeq and is a predicted model, not a curated record. NCBI's taxonomy places the organism in Eukaryota, Metazoa, Cnidaria, Scyphozoa, Rhizostomeae, Rhizostomatidae.
AUUGUGAAACGCGAUAUUCGUCAACUGGAACAGCCCGCCAUUUUUGGAAAACUUUGAUGUUUGAGAACUAAGUCUUAAUAUCUCAGUUUACAAAUGAACUGACCAUAAAAACAAAUGUUCCGCAAAUGAAGACUACCUUCAAGCUCCCGGAAGAUAUUUGAAAACUGUUAUUGGCUUGGUUUUCAGCCAUCUCGCCUAUUUAUUUGUUGCUGGUGAACUAAAUCAAAAUGUUUUAUGCCAACUUUAUUCUGGCCAAAAAGGGCCCUUUGGCAAAAAUUUGGCUCGCUGCACAUUGGGAAAAGAAGCUUAGUAAGGCUCAUGUCUUUGAAACUGAUUUACAAAGCUCUGUGGAGAGCAUCAUUGCGCCAAAGGUCAAAAUUGCCUUGCGGACAUCUGGUCAUCUUCUGCUAGGGGUAGUGAGAAUCUACUCAAGAAAAGCAAAAUAUCUGUUGGCAGAUUGCACAGAAGCUUUAAUAAAAAUCAAAAUGGCAUUUAGACCAGGACUUGUUGACCUUCCUGAAGACAGCCGUGAAGCCCAAGUUGCUGCUAUUACUCUUCCAGAGAUCCAAGAAUGGGAUGCUAUUGUUAAUGAUUUAAAUAACUUUGAUAUACAAGCACAAAUAAAUCGUAACCAAAGCAGAGUUGAAGAGAUCACCAUGAAGGAAGAUCUUGUUAGCACAAAUUUUAUCACCGAUGACAACUUCUUUGGUGACACGCCAUUUGGUGAGACAAACGAAAAAGAAAUCCUUCGAUCCGGUUCGGCUUUAGAUGAAUCUGUGUACAAAGAAAGUGAUGCAUCAAAAAUUACCAUUGAAGAUGAAAGAGAUGAAACUGGGGACAAGUUAUCUGCAAGUAAAAGUGUUUUGGAUAUAGCUCUUGAUGAACCAAUCAGGGAUGAUGGCUUUGGUGGUGAUGCUUUUGGUGGAGAAGGUAUGGACUUGUUCGAUGGAUUUGGUGCAGGCGAGGGAAUAGUUCCUGGAUUUGAGGAGCUAGGUGGUGAGGCAGCACCUGUGUUAGAGGAAGAGCCAUUGGCCCAUGACGUCACUCUUGAGCCUCUGGAUAUAACACUUUCAAAAGAUGAUGAAAAGGAAAAAGAAGCAACAGAGGAGGAAAAUGCAGAAGCUGAAGUUCUUGUGGAAACAGUAAAUGAAACGACUCUACUUCCAAAUGACCAAGAAGCAUUUGCCCUUGAGCCAAUUGAGGUUACUGUUGGGAAAGACAAAAGGAAGCGACGAAAAAGGAAGCUUGUUGUAGAUGACAAAAAGAAUUUGACUGGCGACCAGAUCAGAGCACAACUAAGUGAUACAUCUGAUAUUGUUCAGGCUGCAAAUGUUGCACCACCAACAAAACUGAGGAUGAGGCUGAAAGAUACUUCAACAGUAAAGUCCCUCUUCUCUCUUCCUGGUGUCGAGCUGCACUCUAACAAAUUGCUUGAAGCCUUCAGAAGGAAUUUGACCACUGAGGUCAAUGUUGAUGAUGCUCCCGAGUCAUCAUCGCAGGAGGAAGAACCGAUGGAAGUUGAUCAAGGCCAAAAUGAUGCUGUCAUUUCAAAUUAUCCAGGUGACGCUUCACUGAUUGAUGAGCUGCCUCCUAUCGACGACUUGCCUCCGAUUGAGGAUCUUGGGCCUGUUCCCGAAGCUGAGCAAGAUUUCGAGUUAAACUUGGAUGAAAACGACAUUGGCAACAAGGAAGAUGAGCAGGAGAUAUUGGAAGAGGCUGCAGUGGAGCAGGCUACUGAGGAGGAACAACGCGAUGGGGAGGAGCCAACAGCGAUGCUUGAUGAAGCACAGGAGCAGAAACGAUGGACUAAGAGGGCACAGCAAAUGUUGCAUACGCUAAACAAGGAACUAGCCAAAAAGAAACAGGCUGAGUUUAAGAAUUUGUCUAAGAAGUGCAACCGAAAGCAAGCUGCAUACAAAUUCUAUACACUGCUUAUUUUGAACAAAGAAAAGGCAAUCAAAAUUAGCGAAGACGAUUUAUAUGGUAAAAUCAUGGUAGAAAAAGCAGACAAAUUUGAUGAAAGUUUUUAGUUUGCGUAAAUUAACCCGUUUUAAGUAGCGUAUCUUUAAGGAUUUUAUUUCAAUCCACCAAGAGCCACUAUUGGCCCAGAAAUAGUACCAGUCUUCCAAGUGCACACCGAGGAACAGAAAUUGACAAUUUCGGCUCUUUUGACAGGCACGUAUGGAUAAUUGAUGGUUAUUGCAUCAGGUCAUUUGUCUCUCUACCCGUUUAAGAUAGGUGUAUUACGUACUAAGACAUUUUAUAGAAACUCUUAUCUUAACAAUGAAGGUCAUCUAAAUGGCAGCUUUCGCUGAUGUGGACAGGCCCUGCAGCUGCCUUGAAUAUUAUAGACGUCUCUUUGUGGGUAGCAUUCAGGUGGAUAAACCCCUUAGCUAAUAUCCAAAGUGACUGGAAAUCGUUUUAUAGGAAACACAUUAGCCAGUAUGAUUGGUCGGCAAACAUAACUCCCUGAUCUCAUAGAUAUUUGCCGUGCUCCAAACUUAAAUUCACAUUGUACAAAUUUUAGGAUCUACGGAGGUCCUAGAAUGAUAAUCGCGUCUAAGCACCAAUCUUUUUUGUUCAAACUAUUAAGAACGACUUCUCGUUUCCUACAGCCCAGUUUAUUAGCUGAAGUCAGGCCUAGCUGUCUAUUUGUACAAAGUUUCCAAAGCGCAAAAAGCUUAAGUUGAAUGAUAUAACCCUAGUUUUAACCGACACUUGUAAUUUCAAACGAAACGAAAUGGAUUCAUUUUAACCCUUCUAUUUAAUUAAUCACCAAAUAUUGGGUAUGUGCUAGUUUGAAUUUUAAAGAAAAAUUUUGAUAAAUGGACGGCUUAGGCUAAAAUAGUAGGCCAAGUUGGUAUACUGUACCCAUGGAAGCGCUAUCUGAUGAUAGCAAAGAUUGCCUCUGGAUUUUCAACCUUUCUUUUGAUAGGUUUUCCUGAUAACUUAAAAAAUGAUUCUUCCCUCUUGUUAAAGCGAGCAAGGCACUUAUAAUUUGCAAUAUAAGUUGUAUUUUCCUUUUGCUGAGUUAUCCAAAGCACUGACUCACAAUGUUAUCCAUCUUAAACCUUAACCAUAGUUAAUAUUUUAAAUUUUCAUUUGAUGUUUUUGAAUAAUUAUUGAUUAAGCAGGUGUCUUUUUAACUAACUAUCUUCUUUUUGGGCUGAUUGCCUGUUUUAUCUUCAAAGUAGAUCUGUGAUUCUUAUUCUGCUUCUUUCCUGUUUUCUUUAAGUCGUUUUAAGUCUGUAAAUAUAAUUUCAAGGCUAGACAUGAACUGUAUCAUACUAAACAUCUAGUUCGUGGUAUUUUAACUAAUUAUGUGUCAUUUCAAUGUUUUCUGUGGCUUUUUAUGUGAAUCUGUGGCAUAGUUAUUUUGAGUUUAUUGUUUUUAUUGAAGGUUGUUCAUUUA